GCUCUUCCAGUGUCUCAGUUUUGUUUGCAUGCUGUGUCUUAAUUCUCAGGGCUCCACGCCCCGGCCCCUGGAUUUUUAUUGUGCCGCGCAGAAUUCGCACCGGGAUCCCUGCUAGAGAGCUGGCUUCGUGACCCUCUCAAUUCUCAGUGCCCCAUGUUGUCUGAAUUCCCCGCGUGUCCUGAGCCUCCCUUUUUCGGCUCAGAUUUUACUACUGCUUAUCCGGAUCUCACCUCUCUGGCUUUAGCCUGCUGCUCAGAUUGCCCCUCAGGCCUUCCGCUCUCUCCAGACUCACCGCUUCCCCGACAUCCAUUCUUGCCUGGCCUCUCGUCUGCCUUAUCUGUUUUUCUCAGUCUGACUGCUUAUCUCUCCAUGAUCUCAAGAUCUUUGGAUUUCAGAAGUUUCAGGUCUUCAAAGCUUCACCUUUCUCCAAAGGCAGAUGUGAAGAGCUUGAUCUCUUAUGUGGUGACCAAGACAAAAGUGAUUAAUGGGAAAUACCAUCGUUUCUUGGGUCGUCAUUUCCCCCGCUUCUAUGUCCUGUAUACAAUCUUCAUGAAAGGCUCCGGACGCGCAGGCUCAGCGGCCGUGGCUCACGGGUCCAGCCGCUCCGCGGCAUGUGGGAUCUUCCUGGACUGGGGCACGAACCCGUGUCCCCUGCAUCGGCAGGCGGACUCUCAACCACUGCGCCACCAGGGAAGCCCACUCUACUUUUUUUAUCAUAACACCAGUUAUAGUAAACUCCCACAUUGUCAGCUCUGAAUAUUAUAAUUAUUACUAGCUUCAUGUACUUGCAAAAGCUGUAAAGUGGAGAUAAGAAUGACUGCUUUGUCUGCUCCCCAAUUUAUAACUAAAAUCAAAUGAAAAAAAGAGUCUGAAAGCAUUUUGGUUGUUUGUGUUUAAGCCUUUUAUUACAGAAAACUUCAAACAUAACACAGAAGUAGAGUAAUACAAUGAACUUCCAUAUUCUCAACCUCACUUCAACAAUUAUUGACUCACGGCCACCAGUCUUAUAUCAAUUAUACAUUGGCUUUCUCCUGUAUUAUUUUGAAGCCAACCUAGACAUUAUACCAUUUCAUUCAUAAAUAGGAAAACAUUUUUAUGAACUAAAGUUCUAGGUCAGUGUAAGGAUUAUCUUGGAAUGAAGUGAAAAUGCAAUCUUAGAAAUAUGUUGAAUUCCAGUAAUUAUAAAAGUGUUCUAGAAAGGAGAAAAGUUAAUAUCUGGUUGAGAUAUACAAAGGGUUAAUUGAGCAAGACUUCCUGAGGUUAAAGAGCUUUGAAUUUUUAUUUUAAAAAGGGAGUGAGUAAUGAACCAGAAGAGGGAGACCAUUCCCUGGUAGAUCACAGAACGCCAGCUUGGCAGGAAGAGAGGAUUGCAGAUGUUAUGGGCUGAUGCCAAAAAGGCUAGAAGAAUAAAGACAAAUAUGUGGAAGCACAAUAUAAAGUUUCAUCAACUUUCAUACCGGGAGAUGGAGCAUUUGAGACAGUUCCGUCGAGACGUCGCCAAGUGUCUUUUCCUAGGUAUUCUUUCCAUUCCACCCUUUGCCAACUACCUGGUCUUCUUGCUAAUGUACCUGUUUCCUAGGCAACUGCUGAUCCAACAUUUCUGGACCCCAAAGCAACAAAUUGAUUUCUUAGAUAUCUAUCAUGCUCUCCGGAAGCAGUCCCACCCAGAAAUUCUUUGUUAUUUAGAAAAGGUUAUCCCUCUCAUUUCUGAUUCAGGACUCCGGUGGCAUAUGACAGAAUUGUGCACCAAGAUGCAACGUGGUACCCACCCAGCAAUACAUGAUAUCCUGGCUCUGAGAGAGUGUUUCUCUAACCGUCCUCUGGGCAUGAACCAGCUCCAUGCUUUGCAGAUGAAAGCCUUGAGUCGAGCAAUGCUUCUCACACCUUAUCUGCCUCCUGUCUUGUUGAGAUACCGUUUAAAGACUCAUACCACUGUGAUUCACCAACUGGACAAGGCUUUGGCAAAGCUGGGGAUUGGUCAGCUGACUGCGCAGGAGGUGAAGUCGGCUUGUUAUCUUCGUGGCCUGAAUUCCACCCAUAUUGCUGAAGAGAGGUGUCGAACUUGGCUGGGAGAAUGGCUGCAGCUUUCCUGCAGCCUGAAAGAAGCUGAGCUGUCCCUCUUGCUACACAAUGUGGUCCUGCUUUCCAUCAACUACAUUGGGACAAGGCGCUGAGCCGACAAGGAGCAGGUGGCAUUGUCCUGCAUGCAGUCACAUAGUCCAGCAGCGUGGGACCAAACAGCACUUGUCAGCAAAGAGUGUGUGCCCUGUUAGGCGUGUGCAAGGCAGAGGAGCAGGUGCCCGUGUGGCAGCU
This is a messenger RNA of Globicephala melas (long-finned pilot whale), 2313 nucleotides long. Lineage: Eukaryota; Metazoa; Chordata; Mammalia; Artiodactyla; Delphinidae. The record is from RefSeq and is a predicted model, not a curated record.